Molecule: messenger RNA, 2203 nt
Organism: Gossypium raimondii (Peruvian cotton)
Lineage: Eukaryota; Viridiplantae; Streptophyta; Magnoliopsida; Malvales; Malvaceae
Product: protein NARROW LEAF 1
Exons: 6
Coding region: 195-2006 (603 amino acids)
Source: RefSeq, a predicted model, not a curated record
AUUAAACUCAUUUUAUGAAUAAAUAUAAGGAAAAAAAAAAGUGCUUUAUUUUUUCCUUGUUUAACCGAGGAAAUUCCAUCUCCCUUUCCCACUCUAGUUGCUCACAGUCACAGUUUCAGCUGUAGAACAAGAAGGAAGGCGCUUCGCUCAACCAAAGGUGUUUCACUGCAUUAUCUGUUUAGCCAGUCCAAACGAUGGACCGAUCUAGACUUAAUAUGAGGGGUCGUUGCUCCGGUUCAACACCAUCAGAGGAAUCGGCUUUGGAUUUUGAAAGAACCUGCUGCUGUCAUCCUCAUCUUCCUUCAUUUAGUUCACCGACACUUCAGCCUUUUGCUUCGGCUGGACAGCACAGUGAUAACAAUGCUCCUUACUUUUCAUGGCCGACAUCCAGCAGGUUAAACGAUGCUGCUGAAGAGAGGGCAAACUAUUUUGCUAAUCUACAGAAAGGAGUUCUGCCUGAGACUCUUGGUGGGUUGCCAAAAGGGCAACAAGCAACAACAUUACUCGAGCUAAUGACCAUAAGAGCAUUUCAUAGCAAGAUUUUGAGAUGCUACAGUCUUGGGACAGCGAUUGGUUUUCGUAUUAAAAAGGGUGUGCUGACUGACAUACCAGCUAUCCUUGUUUUCGUCUCCAGGAAAGUUGACAAGCAAUGGCUCAGUCCCAUCCAAUGUUUACCUACAGCCUUAGAGGGACCAGGAGGAGUGUGGUGUGAUGUGGAUGUUGUGGAGUUCUCAUAUUUCGGUGCGCCUGAGCCAGCACCCAAGGAGCAGCUGUACACAGAGAUUGUGGAUGAUUUGCGUGGGGGUGAUCCGCAUAUUGGCUCAGGUUCUCAGGUAGCUAAUCAGGAAACUUAUGGGACUUUGGGUGCUAUUGUGAAAAGUCAAACUGGCAGCCGACAAGUUGGGUUUCUUACAAAUCGUCAUGUUGCAGUUGACUUGGACUACCCAAAUCAAAAAAUGUUCCAUCCUUUGCCUCCAACACUUGGUCCUGGUGUAUAUCUUGGUGCAGUGGAGAGAGCUACUUCAUUCAUCACAGAUGAUCUUUGGUAUGGCAUUUUUGCCGGAACGAACCCAGAAACAUUUGUCAGAGCAGAUGGCGCAUUUAUCCCUUUUGCUGAUGAUUUUGACAUGUCCACUGUUACUACAUCCGUUAAAGGUGUUGGUGAGAUUGGUGAUGUCAAGGUUAUUGAUUUGCAGUUUUCAAUCGGUAGCCUUAUUGGUAAGCACGUUAUGAAGGUUGGAAGGAGUUCUGGCUUAACAUCGGGAACUGUAUUAGCUUAUGCCCUUGAAUAUAAUGAUGAGAAAGGCAUAUGCUUCUUAACUGAUUUUCUUGUCGUUGGCGAGAAUCAGCAAAGUUUCGACCUUGAAGGUGAUAGUGGAAGCCUCAUCAUAAUGAAGGGUGAAAACGGGGAGAAGCCAAGGCCAAUAGGAAUUAUAUGGGGUGGAACUGCUAACCGGGGCCGACUUAAGCUAAAAGUUGGACAGCCACCCGAAAAUUGGACCAGUGGGGUUGAUCUCGGGCGACUGCUCAACCUCCUCGAGCUUGAUAUCAUCAUAACAGAGGAAGGGCUUAAAGAAGCAGUGCAAGAACAAAGAGCUGCCUCAGCAGCAGCUAUAGCCUCAACGGUUGGGGACUCUUCGACCCCGGAUAGAGUUCUUCUAAAGGACAAAAGCGAAAACAAAUUUGAGCCAUUGGGUUUUCAAAUUCAGCAUAUCCCAUUAGAAGUAGACUGCAACAGCCCGGAAACAAAUCCAUCAACAAUAAAAACAGAGUUUCAUUUGGAAGAUGGUAUCAAUGCUGGUCCUAGCAUAGAACACCAGUUCAUUCCAAGCUUCAUCGGACGGUCUCCCUUACACAAAAACUUCUCUGACAAAGUUGUCUCCGAAAAUCUAGCAUCCUUAAGGAGUGGCUGCGAUGAAGAUCUUUGUGUUUCGUUGCAUUUGGGUGACAACGAAGCCAAGCGGAGACGUUCUGAAGCUUCAACCAGCACCGAAGAACCAAAGUGAACCAUUUUUGGAGAUUGAGCUGGUGGGAAACUGAGACCCACCAUUGUAGUUGGAUAUGGGUUGCAGUCCUAUAACUCUAAUCAAGUGAGUUAAGGCUGCAAAUUGUAUGUGCUUCUUUUAACUUUGUCAACUUACUAGGUCGAGUUAACCUCAGCAAAAUUAUAAGUGAUUGAGUAAAGUUUUUGUUUCCUUUUAAA